Molecule: messenger RNA, 3666 nt
Organism: Danio aesculapii
Lineage: Eukaryota; Metazoa; Chordata; Actinopteri; Cypriniformes; Danionidae
Gene: cd58
Product: CD58 molecule
Exons: 7
Coding region: 996-2354 (452 amino acids)
Source: RefSeq, a predicted model, not a curated record
AAACUACUUUCAUUUGUGCAGUUUCUCAUUCUCCCAAGAGUUUUUCAGGUGUUCUUUAACUGGAAGAGUUUCAGUUUACCCCGUGAACAUCAGUCCACCAUCUUUAGGUGUUUCAUACUUGUUAAGUUCCUCUGUGUUUCCACCUGCAGCAUUGUUAAUGCAUUGCACACUAUACUGCCAGUACAUAUUACUGGUCAAGGCAUUGUACAGUAUAUUAUUUUCAAUGAUUGUGGACUUGUGGACCAAAUAUAUCCAUGCCAUUUGUCUGUUAUUUUCUUUGUGGGUGUUGCAUAAUUUCCACCCAUCCUCCAAGCUUUGACCACCUUCUUCAAUAACUGAGAGAGCAUCAAUCUGAGGCUGCAUUUACACGACGUCACCGUGUUGACUUUUUACAAAGUGUUGUACAGUGUUAUAGAAAUACAAAAAUACAAGACACUAAAGUAUAUUGAUACAAAACAUUAACCCAUUUUCAUAAACCCUACCAAAUACAAAUGACGAAAUACUACUUUAUAUUUUUGAAAUAUGUAUUUGAAAUACAUGUAAUGAAGAGAAUAGCAAUAGUCAAAGAAAGAGCUUAGAGUCAAGGCUUUGGGACGGCUAAACAAUACAUAGCGAAGGGAAUUACAUUUAGAGGGACAGAAAAAGACAAAAGUAAAUAAAUGACAGAAAUGAUAAAUUAUGUAAUUAAAAUACAUUUAAAACGAUUAGAUUAAUAAAUAAAUGAACAAAACUGUAUUCACAGUGAAAGAGGCCGCUGUUCUGCUCUACGUGUAAAGGUGUGUUUGUGUCUCCGCCCAUUCGCUCCUCAAAGUUCACCUGAUACUGCUGGGGGUUUUUCACUUUCGGUAUUCUCGGCCUCAAAACACAACUUUAUCAUUUAUUUUCAGUCUUUUGGCCUUCACUGUCGAGAUUUAUACAGCAGAUGGGUUUUACACUUCACACCGACAUUAAAUAACACGCGGUUAGGAAAGAAACUAACACCGUCAGGAGCCGAAAUGGAGUUUGUGGUGCGGGUUUGGCUGUUCUUCACCUGCCUCUGUUUUCCAGAUUUUGUUUUCUGUGAGGAAUAUGCAGAAAUGGGAGGCCUGAUCACGUUAUCUCCCAGCAUUCGUGGGAAACCUGUAGAAAUCCUGUGGAAACACAAUGGAGAUAAGGUUGUGGAGUACGACAACAGUGAGAUGGAGGAAUACGGCUCAUUCAAAGACCGUGUGGAGCUUGAUUUCGAAACAGGACAGCUCACAAUAAAGAAACUGGCCAGUCAAGAUGGUGGACAAUACCAGUCUGACAUCACGAUCAACGGGAAAGUUCAGAGCUCCAGACAUACUUUAACUGUUCUGGAUGUUCUUCCAGAUCCUCGAGUGACCUGUGAAGUGAACGAGGCCUCAAAUCUUCAAGAGCUGUUGUGUUCAGUGGACUACAAGACUCCGCUGCUGUAUAAAUGGAGCGGGCCGAACGUGAUCGAUCAUCCGGGAGCAGAACUGAUCAUCGACGAGCAGCAGAAAAACAGCGACUCCAUCUACACGUGCACUGUGAAGAAUGAAGUCAGCAGCAAAACAACAGACUUCAAUCUGCAAGACUGCGUCACAGGAGCAGCAGCAGCAGCAAGGCUUCAGGUGAUUCUUCCAGUCCUAUUCGUAAUACUACUAUUCAUUUUCCUCAUUAUACUGGCAGUAUUCAUCUACAGGAGGAGAAAGUCAAGGUCUGAACAGAAGAAAAGGGACCCUGAAAAUGCUUUAUCUGAAGCCACUCUUCCCAGUCAAAUGAGACUUAAAUAUCAAAAUGACUCUGAUAAAAAACAGGAUGAGGGCAAUGGAUCAGACAAUACAGGUGAAAAUGAAGAAAAAACAGCACUUCUGAAUCACAAUGGAAAUGAGGAAGAGCUGUACAGAAGUGAAAACAGCCUACAUGCAGUUAUAGAAGAAGAAAAUGCCUACAGCAAACCUGACGAAACUCAAAAACUCCAAGAAGACCGAGAUGAGGAGGAGGAGGAAGGACAAAGAGAUGAACUGGAAAAGGGGAAUGACAUUGGAAAGACGUCACUUGAGCACCUGAACAAGACACCAGAAGAAUUCAAGAUUGAUGAUGGUGAUGAUGAUGAGAAUAAUGUCAAAAUACCUGGAGAGAAGAAAGAGGAGGUAAACGGAGAGGAAAAGGACCAGCAAAACACAGAUUCAGAGAAACCUCCAAUAGAAAACAACAGUGAUGCAUUUUCCAGUCUAAAAGACCGUAGAGCGGAUACAGAUAUAGAUGACGAGAACAAGACUGUGAAAUCUGACGACAACAAAGAAGAUAUUGAAACAAAAGCUGAACAAAAUGAUGAUGAUGAUGAUGAUGCAGAGGGUUCUGCAAAAUGAAGAAACAGCCAAAGCGAUAUCAGAAGAUGAUGAUAAUAAAGCACAGAGAGAUAAGAGCUGUGAGCCAAAACAAGAAGACAUGAAGCAGAACAAUGAUCCUCCAGAUGCAGGGAUUAAUAAACAUUUAAAUGAUAAUGAUCCUGAUCCUAAUCCUGAUCAGGACCGGAGAAAAGAUAACCUGUCUGUGCCAGAGGAUGAACAGCACGAAACACAGAGCGACAAGCUUCAAAAGCAAGCACAUCUGAGCAAACAGAACUCUACAGAAAGAGAGAGUCAACUUCGGUGUGAGAACAUCGGUGAGGAAAGUGACACUGACUCAGAUUUAUGAGUGAUAAUAGCGAAUAUGAUAUUAUUGAAGGAAAGGAAGACACUGAAAGUUCAUCAGAAAUAAUGGAAAGAGGAUGACAUAUACAGCUAAAGAGAAAUCAUGGUGAACUUGAGGAGGAACAGAAGUAAGGUCUUCAGAAAUAAAUCAAUGCUGUCUAGAUGAAAACAUUCAGCUUUUCCAUUGUUUGUCAGUGUAAACACAUGCUUUGACUGAUGUGUGUGAUCGUUACACUCGCACUUUUCAGCGCCUUAUUCAAAUAUUUAUUAAAUUAUUGAAAUAAUUUAGAUUUUUUUAAAUAUAUAUAUAUACAUUUAUAAAGCUAUUCUUUGUAUUUUAUCAUCGAAUUAUAAAAAAGCUAUGCGAGGUGUUUGUAAUGCAAAGUGUGUGGCUGUGGGACAGUACAUUUGACAGCAUUAGGCUAAUAAUAUUGACACUAUUUUUAUUGUUUUUGUCAUGAUUAAACUAUCAUGGAGUUUUUAUAUUAUUAUUUGUGCAAAUUGGAAUUCAAAGAAAUGUAUUUGUGGGACUCUCCCAUUCACUGCUGUUGUUGAGUGACACUGUAUUUUUGAGAGUUAUUUUAGGCCAGAAGGGGUUUUCAUUUAUUUUCCUUUGGCUCAGUCACCACAGCAGAAUGAACCGCCAACUUAUCCACUGUGUUGCCUAAAAGUAGCUUUUUAGACUUAAAAUAUGUCAUUUAUUCAUAAGGAUAGCACCUGUUUGACUUCAAGCAGCAUUUCAGCACUCACAAAACCUAGAUAGAGCAACUUUAUCAUGGACACUUGUUCUGAAAUCUACACUAUAGUGUCCAGGUAUGAAAUGUAAUUCAUUUUAGGAAUAUCUGACAGUCUUUAGUCUUAUAAUCUAAUUUUUAGUUUUUUGUUGCAAAACAAACAGAUUUCAAAUUAUAUCGCUUCAUUGAUUUGUUGAUGUUGUUUGUACUGAUUUGCUAGGCAUCUCUGUAUUGUUGUUUAUUAACUAUUUUAA